Molecule: messenger RNA, 1122 nt
Organism: Thalassophryne amazonica
Lineage: Eukaryota; Metazoa; Chordata; Actinopteri; Batrachoidiformes; Batrachoididae
Exons: 3
Coding region: 15-1073 (352 amino acids)
Molecular function (GO): protein binding
Source: RefSeq, a predicted model, not a curated record
GUACAGAUAUAUCAAUGGAGAGAAGUGAUGACGCAGAAGAAUCGAGCUGCUCCAAGAUCGGUCCAAACAUCUCUGCUCAAACAGAGGAGAAGGACUGGCAGCAGAUGUUACGACUGGUGAUGCUGCUGCAGAAAGAAGGAAACUUCCUCAUUAAACAAAAGUGCCAUGAAGAGGCUUCUGCAAAGUUCAAAGAGGCCUUAGAAUACGUUGAUGUCCUUCAAAAUAAGGUAUACCCACAGAGUGAGGACGGGGAAGCUCUGGAGAGAGUGCGACUUCCACUGACUCUCAACCUCAGCCAGUGUCUGCUGGAGCUGCAGCAAUAUCAGGAAGUGGUCACGCUCAACGACGGCGUGCUUACCAAGCAUCAAGGUAACUUUAAAGCCGUGUACCAGCGUGCACGAGCACACGCUGCCUUAUGUCACGAGGCGGAAGCACAGAGAGAUUUUGCCGUCGUGGAGCGCUUGGACGCCAGCUUCAAACCUUUUGUAUGCCAGGAACUAAAAAAGCUUGGCGAGAGCAUGCGAGCCAUGCAUACCCGCCAAAAUAAGACUUACUGGGACGCGUCAGAGGAGAAGUGGGGGCCUGCGAGAAGCAAGGCCAAAACUGCAGUGUUAAAGGCGCGAAAGAAGAAAGUCAAAUCUGCACAGCAAGUGAAUGACGAAAAAGCUGAAAUGAAGGAGGAUGACGGUGAGACGGAGGAGAAGGAGACUGCUGAGGAACCAGCCACCAGGGCAGAAAGAGAGGAAAACCCAGAUGUGAAACAAGAUACGAGUCGUAAUAACGAGACAGAGUGUGGGAGGUCGAGCGGAGAGGGGUUAGAUAAUGAAAAUAUAGAACGCGUUGCGGUUCAGGUGGAUGAACAGGGUGCAGCCGAUAAUAGAGAAUCAGAUACAGAUAGUAAAGCUGCGACCACCAGUACAGGCAAAGAUAACGCACUGAGCAAGAGAUCGUCGCUCGCUAAAGCCAGGAAAAAGGUCAAAUGCCAAUCACCUGCUGCACUCGGUGUGAGCGAAACAAGCUGGGAGAAUGACACGGGAAACGGCAGCACUCAAUCAGAACAGAACAAUGGCUAACAAAUAUCAUCUUCCACAAAGUGAGGGGCUGCAGCAAGAGAGAGAGAAA